Oenanthe melanoleuca is the source of this 1737-nucleotide messenger RNA. RefSeq names its product protein scribble homolog. The record is from RefSeq and is a predicted model, not a curated record. Bases 298 to 1131 code for a protein of 277 amino acids. NCBI's taxonomy places the organism in Eukaryota, Metazoa, Chordata, Aves, Passeriformes, Muscicapidae. The transcript has 6 exons. Gene Ontology annotation, molecular function: protein binding.
AUUGAAGACUGUUGUCGAUCAUUAAUUCUUCUUUACGGUGCUGAAGGUAGGCUUGGUCCCAUGCUCUUGGUCCUUGAAGGCUUCCACUAUUUUCAGCAGCCUUUGCUUGCCCUUUGUAUCACCAGUAAUGCUCAUCAACUGGCAAAGUGUCUCUGUGGGGCUGAAGGUACUUCUAGAGGAAUAAAAGUGAAACAAGUAUUUGCUAGAAUCUAAAAUACCUUCCAGAACUUGUCAGGCAGUUUCUGCUCUUAAAUACCUCAAUCACUGUCUUAAAAUCUAUUCAUUGCCCUUUUUUUAAUGUUCUCUUUCCCUCAGGACUCUAUUAAGUGGCUUCCCAAGUCUCCUAAGCUGUACAGUGGCCAUAACUGGAGCUCCCAGGGCUCUCGCUGGGCCUCGUUGAGAGGAAAGGAAGGUUUUCAUGGUGAUAACCUGUACAAAUUCAGCUCUGCUAAUGGGAAAUGGAGAGAAGGAAGGAUCAGUCCUGAGCAAGAAGCAGAGGAGCUCGAGGAUCCUGAUGAUGAACCUAUUUCCAAGUUUUCCGGCAGCCUUUUUGGUAGCGGCGAUAACGUGAGAGACCAGAGGAGUUUCAGAGCAGCGUUCCAGGAGAAGCAGAAGCUGGCAGUGCAGGGGAAGGCUGUGCCAGGAUGCCACCCCAAGGGGCAGCUUGGGGUCGAGCCGCCGCGCGCGCUGGACGUGCCGCAAACCCCGCUCAAGGUAACCAUUACUGUGUGCAGUCAAAUGGGGAGUCUUGGUAUUAGCAUUGCUGGUGGAAAGGGCUCAUCUUCAUGUAAAGAAAGUGAUGAGGGGAUCCUGAUUGCACGGCUGCCAAAAGAUGGUCCACCAGACUUGGCUGGGGUACAAGCAGGAGACAGAGUGGCUGAGGCCACCUUUGUUUCAGAGCCUGCUGUCCUUGAUGCUGGUCCUGCUGAAGCUUCCCCCAAGGGCAGUCCCUUCCCUACAGUCAACCAUGUCAUAACAAUACCUCGGAUAAUCCUCACACGCCCCUCCACUUCAGAUGAAGAUGCUGAGCAGCUGCCCCCAGACCCUGAUGACUUUGAGCCCGAGGAGCCUGACAGCACAGGAGGCCAUGCCUAUUCAGACUGUCUGAGCAGUGCUUUUUAUCCUCCCUAAUAAAGUACUUUUCUGGCAGGAGUUCAUGGGUGGUUUUCUUUCCCAUUGUUUGAUUACAUUAAUGUAGUACUUGCACCACUAUGCCUUAUUUAUAGUGAAAACCAUUACAUGGAGGAUGGAUUUGUGAGGACAAACCUGUUUGUAUUUCUUUGCCUUGAACUUUCCUUUGGCAAGAACUUGUGAACUUGAAAUGAAAUGGACUGGGUCAAGUUAUGUGAAUGUCACCACAUGUUCCAGUAGCCAUUUGUAAAGGUGCCCUGCAGGACCUAAAUGUAAUGGAGAAAAAAGCAGGUGAUUUUUAUUCAGAAGGUACUUUACUCAUUUGGAAAUAGACUGAAAACAAUUGUAUAGUUGGGUGGGAUUUUUUAAAUCUUGUGUCUAUGUUUUGUCUAUACAGCCCAUUCUUCUGUCUUCCCCCAGGUUCCUUUGAUUUGUCCCUUUUAAUGUCAUUUUCUAUGAGAAUUAAAAAAAAAAAAUCUGUCUUUAAAUAGUGCUGGGGUUUGUUUUUUUUUACCCACUGAGAAAUGUUAUCUAUGUUGGAAUUCUGUAUCUCAUUCUACUGUAAUAAAGAACAGUUUCUCCAGUUAUAUCAGUAAUGUAUAUCAG